AUGGAGCGUCACGAUGGUGAAGAGUACAUCCCGGCCAUCUUCGGUGGUCAGCCCCCGCACGCUUCGCAAGUGAUUUCGCUGAUGAAGUUCUCGCAAGAAACCACCACCUGGAAUUUGCCCAUCAUGAUCGCGCAGGCGUUGCUCGUUUCCGAAGUUAUCCGUACGUAUCCGGCCGAACUCCGAAUGCUUCAUCGACUCUUUCAACGCAAACACCCCAACAUGGCCGAAAUUUUUUUCAUCCUGAUCAAGUACCUCACGAUUUUCGCGGUGAUCUUUGACAUCUUAGUCACCGAGACGUUUGCUGCCAGGACGGAUUUCGACUGUCGAUCGUGGGCGUGGACCAGCUCGACAUUUUACUUCAUGUGUUCGACGCUUGUUUUUUGUGUGAUAGGUUGGAGAGCGAGGAUCAUCUUUCGAACGAGUCAAGUGGCAUCUUGGUCGCUGAGUGUUGGGUUGAUGGGUCAAUUUGCGGUGGCCAUGUGGACCAACUAUCGAGUGGAUAAGGCGGAUGCUUUGACUCCAGCGGGGACGUGUGCUCCUGCUGCCCAGGUGCAUGCCGAUGCGUCCCAACGCAACGCCGCACUGCAGUUGCAUUUUUGGCAAAGCUCGACGUUCUGGUUUUUGCUUUACAACACCAUCUUUGAAAGCUCGAUCUUGAUGGCUUGCUGUAUCAAGCUGCGCAAGACUUCGAGUGGGCCAAGUGGGCUGACCAAAAUCGCCAAGGUGCUGUUCAGCAACAACGUCCAUUACAUGGCGGGUGUUGAGACGUGUAACGUGAUCGAGUUGGUCAUGCUAUUGGGUUGGACAUCCAGCUUGCCGCCCGUACACAUUACUUCGAUCGCGAUCCAGAUCGUGGUCGGGUUGCAAAUGUUGAUCGGCGAGCAGGAGGCGGUGUACAGCCCGACUUGCUCACAGCUGUCGUACUCGCAAUAUUCUUCCGACAGCGGUGGAUACAUCAACAAGCAUCAUGCAGCCACUUCGAGCAGCAACGGCACUUUCAGUACGCCUUCGAGGACGUUGUCGUAUGUCAAGAGGCCAGGGACGGGUACUACGGUGGCGGAUAUCGGAUGUGCGGAUGCAAGCGGCGGUGGGCAACAUGGGCGAAAAGGCACUUUCUCUUCUAUCAGCUCGGUGCCUGCAUACGUCAAAGCAAACCCAAUCGUAGAGACAGUAUCGCCUCAAAUGCCUUCCAAGGCCCAGUCCCAGUCUAUCCCAUACAAGCGAGAGGUCGAGGUGACGGUUGAUAUGUCGCCCGUCCCUCCUCCGCCGGGACCAUCUCCUGCUCCCCUUCCGGCCCCAUACAUGUGA
This is a messenger RNA of Mycosarcoma maydis (corn smut), 1308 nucleotides long. Its product is annotated as membrane protein involved in tumor formation. The coding region runs from base 1 to 1308 and encodes 435 amino acids. Lineage: Eukaryota; Fungi; Basidiomycota; Ustilaginomycetes; Ustilaginales. The record is from RefSeq and is a predicted model, not a curated record. The transcript has a single exon.